AUGUCUACCCACCGUGAACCAAUCAACGUUAAGGAAUUGCCAACCACCUAUUCCGGAAAAGUGGAGCUCGCCAUCAUUGGCGGUACCGGAUUGUACCGAUUGGACACCUUGACCCCUGUUGCGCGUUUAACCAUUUCCACCCCGUGGGGCUUCCCGUCCGGACCGAUCACCAUUUCCAAGACCGACAAGGGGUUUCCUAUUGCCUUCCUCCCAAGACAUGGGUUGCACCAUGACUUGUUGCCUACCGAUGUCCCGGCGCAGGCCAACAUCGCUGCUCUCAAGUCACUCGGCGUCAAGGUGAUCAUCGCCUUCUCCGCCGUCGGCUCCUUGCAGCAGCACAUCCGUCCACGUGACUUUGUUUUGCCGUCGCAGAUCAUUGACAGAACCAAGGGCAACCGCCCACACACCUUCUUUGAGCGCGGGUUCGUGGCGCACGCCAUGUUUGGCGAGCCAUUCGACCCUAAGUUGAAUCUGAUUUUGGCCAAGUACGAGCAUGUUUUGAACGGCGAGGACGGUAAGAAGGUCAAGUUGCACUCACCGGCAACUGAGGGUAAGGACCUCACAAUGAUCUGUAUGGAGGGCCCACAGUUCUCCACCAGAGCCGAGUCUCAAUUGUACCAAUCUUGGGGUGCUUCGGUCAUCAACAUGUCUGUCAUUCCAGAAAGCAAGUUGGCUAGAGAGGCCGAGAUUUCCUACCAAAUGGUGUGCAUGUCCACUGACUACGAUGCCUGGGAUGUCAGCGGCGAACCGGUCACCGUGGAGAUUGUUGUGGGUAAUUUGACCGCGAACGGCUCUAACGCCCACAGAUUUGCCGAGGCGGUGAUUGACGAGGUGGCUGAGGAGAUCAAGAACGGGAACCUUGGAAACGAUUUAGCAGGGUCUAUGAAGAUGAGUGUGAGCACCAACCCAGUCGGGGUCAAGAAGGAAAUCUUGGAAAAGAUGUCGUUUUUGUUCCCAGGGUACUGGCCAGUCAACUAA
Babjeviella inositovora NRRL Y-12698 is the source of this 978-nucleotide messenger RNA. It is a transcript of the gene MEU1, whose product is annotated as S-methyl-5-thioadenosine phosphorylase. The coding region runs from base 1 to 978 and encodes 325 amino acids. Gene Ontology annotation, molecular function: S-methyl-5-thioadenosine phosphorylase activity. The transcript has a single exon. The record is from RefSeq and is a predicted model, not a curated record. Gene Ontology annotation, cellular component: cytosol. Lineage: Eukaryota; Fungi; Ascomycota; Pichiomycetes; Serinales. Gene Ontology annotation, biological process: nucleoside metabolic process.